CUACUCAUUGGGAUAUUACAAAUAGUGUAGGUAGGUGCUGCUAAUCAGACAUAUUGCUAUUAGUAUACUUUUAGAUAUUAACUCUUGAAUGUAUUGAAGAGAUAUAAUUAUGUGUUAGAUAUUCACCACUUUUUAUGUGUAAUAAUAUAUCCAUUAUAAGUAUUAUCCCUCAAUAUUUAGAUCUUUUCAAGAUUUAACCGUUAACGAUUUCUUCAUUACUUCACCAGUUGACGUAUAGUGAACUUCACAAAAUCAAUACAUUAGACUUUCAAGCUUGUCUUUUGAUAUUCCAGUUUUUGUCACUUGCCUUUGCACGUAGGUUGUAGUUCUUUAAGUCACUAACCCGUAACAUUUAGAAUACCGUAAAUUUUUUUAUCCACUUAUCACUCUAAUCUUUAAAAAGAAGUUUGUUUCUACCAAGUAAAACUUAAAAACUUCGUUUCCUCCAAGUUUUUAGGAUUUUGGUGUAGACUGAUUUAUUGUCAAAUGAACUGCGUAUGUAAAGUUUCCUUAAGAUUGGUGUUUUUCCGUAGUGACAAGUGAUUUUACCAUCAAAUAAGUCAAGUAUUUUGGUAUAUGGAAGAAAUUACUUCUAACUAUGGUUGUUUUUUUAUGGUAUUCCGAUACUAUUUCCACAUUUAUUUUCACUGGAUUUGUAGCUCCAAAUUAGUCUAAAUAUGUCAACCACAAGAACAUAUGAAUCAAUGAAGAAAUUACUUGAAUGUGCUAAAUUGGAUAUCUCUUUCACAUCAAACAUAUUUCAGUCAGUGAAAUUUGACUGUCCAUUAUUAUCCGAAGAGUACAAAUUGAUUGAAGUGCCGAAUUGGUUAGCCGAUGAAGUGAUGCAUAAAAAAGAGAACCAAGCUAUAACUCUAAAAAGUGAACAUAAACCUAAUAAUACGGGGCAUGUAUUUGCUUGCAUAAGUGACAAAACGUUUUCGGUUAUAGAAGCAAAAACGUCUAAUACACUCCUUUUAGCCUCUAAUUGGUGGUUGCCUUCAUCCGAUAGGCCUAAAGAGAAUUUAGUACUUGUUACACCAAUUCAAGCUGUCAAAAAUAAUUACUUUGAACUUCAGCAAUGUUCAGCUCCAUCUUUAAAACAACUGAGGCUUUUGUUAUCUUCAUCUCUUUACUAUGGUCCUGUUGAUGAUGAGUGUGAUUCGGAGAAUAAAAGCUCUAAUCUCAGCUAUUUUGAUCGUGAUACUGUUGAAACCCGACUGCCAUGCAGUAAGCUGGAGUUUAAUGAGGCGUUUCGACGAUUGCACGUAUGUGAAAUCAAUGGAUAUUUACGAAUGCUUGAUCAUGAAUACAUGACACAGGUAGUUAGAGAUCUUUUUGCCCUUGCUGAUGAAAAUGCAUGGGACUGGCGUAAAGAUGGUUUCCCUUUGCAUGCCUCAAUAGAAGGCUUAGCAAAUCAACACCUUCCAAAUAUCACCAAGCAAAUUAUGAUGUUAAUUUGUUCUCAGUUAGAAAAUCGAAAAGCACUCGAUUCUAAAGAUGUGUACGUUUACCCGCGGAAUUCGAAAAUUUGUCAAAUAGUUGGGGAACAUCUACUAUCAGUUAUUAGCAGCUUUGACCUAAAUGACUUCCUAACACUGUGGAAAGCCUCAGUUCCCAACGGACUGCGACCGAAGCUUCGUCGUCAUUUGACUUGCGCUGGACGUGCAUAUUGUGAAAUAACACCCUUACCUACAAAUGGUACAAGCGUAAAACUGGAAGGUAAUGACAUCCGUUCUCGAUUUCGAUGUAUUUCCCUGCUACGUUCUGAGGACUUACCUGAUGAGAGUGUUGAGGCGCGUCUUAAUGCAUUAUUUGAGAGAUGUUCUGUGUGGCCCGAACCAGAAAUAGGUAGUUUCUUAACAGAAUUGUUACCCCCACAACCUCCCAGGAAAAAUUCUUCUUCCAAACUCUUAGUCCCAGAAAAGGGAUCUCAAGUAGAUACGUUUUCUGACGUUUCGUAUGCUGAUUCUGAUUCAGACUUCAGUUAUGAAGAUUAUUGUACGGAGUCUACUGAAACUGUUUCAGCACUGGAAGAUGUACCCAUACCAACGCCACCUGCUGUUUGUUCACUGCUAAACAAAUUCUGUCGUAUUAAUAAUAGUUCAGUCGGACGUUUAUUAACUCAACGACAUUCGAAGUAGAAAUCAUUUUCAUAUCUUAC
Molecule: messenger RNA, 2161 nt
Organism: Schistosoma rodhaini
Lineage: Eukaryota; Metazoa; Platyhelminthes; Trematoda; Strigeidida; Schistosomatidae
Source: the annotation of a GenBank genome assembly